Messenger RNA from Calypte anna (Anna's hummingbird), 977 nucleotides. RefSeq names its product WAS/WASL-interacting protein family member 3-like. The transcript has 3 exons. The record is from RefSeq and is a predicted model, not a curated record. The coding region runs from base 324 to 893 and encodes 189 amino acids. Lineage: Eukaryota; Metazoa; Chordata; Aves; Apodiformes; Trochilidae.
GAACACCACCACCCCCUCCCCGGGGACACCCGUGGGGGAAGUGCCAGCACCACGGGGAUCAGCUCGCCUCGGGGCUCAGCCCAUCCAAGCCAGGGAUCAUCCCAUCCCUGCAGUCAUCUCAUCCCAGGAACAUCCCACCCUGGGUGUCAUCCCAUCCUAAGGAUCAUCUCAUCCCAUUCCAAGGAUCAUCUCAUCUCAUCCAGGGGUCAUCCCACAGCAGUAGGGAUCCGGUUCAGACCCACACCUCGGGCAGGUUGUAUCGGGGCUCGACUGGAGGAGCCGGUGUCACCUGUCGGGCUCUGUCACCUCGGGAUCCCACCCGAAUGCUCCUCCCAGGAGGAGUUAUUCUCCAGCAGGAGCGAGUCCCUGCCCGCAUCCCUCAGCACGGGGAGACUCCGAGCCUUCAUCCCUCCGCACCAGCCUCUCCCUUCUCCCCAGGCUCGCAGCUCCCGGGGCUUUUAAAGGGGCAGAAAGAGACGAAGUUGCCCGAAUCCACCAACCGACCGGGCAGCACCUGCCUCCCAGAAGCAGGGUCGGCGGCUGCCCCCGAAGGGUGUCACCGGGAGGGUCACAGCUCCCCCCGGACACCCCCACAUCUGCCACCACCUGCAGCCAGCCCAGCUCCUCUCUGCUGCCCUUUUGGGGCUGUUUCCCCUCCUCCUCCCAGUCUGAUCCGCCACCUUUUAACCCUCUCGAACGCCCUCGGUUGGGGUCCUGUCCAAAGGGGUGAGGGGAGCCGCAGCCCCCGGGUGUCCCACUCCCUGCCUGACUUCCCAGGCUGCUGGCAGAUCCCCUGCCUGGGACAGCUGGUGGCACCCAGAGCCGAGCAGGGAGGUGGCACCAGCAAUCCCGUGCUCCCAGCCCUCAGCACCUCUUGUGCCUCCCUGCUUUGAGGGAAUCCCCGGCAAAUCCUUGCAGGCCACCAAGCAAUUCCUGCCUGCUUCCCCCUGCACAUCCAGUGUUUCUAGAGGCACACA